AUGGUUUCAAUUAAGCCUACACGAGGCUCCUACGAAGAGUCGCCUGAAGCGUUGAAGGAUCUGUUCCAAAAUCCAGCCGAUAAUCAUGGAUCACGACUUUCGACUAGGGAGUCACGAGACGCCUUGAUCGAUAUCCACAAAGCCAACCUGAAACUUCUUGCCGAAGGCAAUGUACCCGUCAAGAACUUUGUGUUGCCGUCAAGAUACCCCCCAUCGCGUGCUUCCAUCCGCGACACAUCUGUUGAAAAGAUCAAUCUGCAAGACCUCUCAGUUGAGAAGAGAAAUACCAAUGCCAUAUUGAUGGUCAGGACGAUAAUACAGCCUUACAUUUACUCAGCAACAAACACGGUCGUGGAGGAUAAGAAUGGCGACGCAGCAAGACUUACUAUUGGAAACUUGGAGGACUCGAUGCUGGAUCCACUCAUCCCAGCUGCUACCAUUGUUGCAAUCAAGCAGCCUUGUUGGCGACGACAGAUUGACGGCGGAUAUCAUAUCCGUGUUGAUCACCCUUCUGAUCUGGUAAUCUUGCAGGCGAAUGACGAAUUUGUCCCUGAAUCAUGGAGGUCGGAUGCCGAGCUCGAUAGUGAACUGGAAGGCAAGGACUGGAAGAAAGAAGGAGAUAUGAUGUUUCUGAAGAAGAAAUUCCGCACAGCACUUCAGCAUUAUGAUCGUGGUCUGCGGGCACUGGAUUCAAAAUCAAAUUCAGCGGCGAAGAUAGAUCUCUACAGGAAGAAGUGCGGUGUCAACAUUGUGUUGCUACGUCUUGAUGAUGCAGCGGAUGAUUUAUCGCAGGCUAUCGUUACCCAUGCUCUUUCAGACAGUCAACUUGCAGGGUCCCCCAUGAGCGAUCUUGAUACGAUCAAAUCAUGGCUUCAUAACGGGAGCACCGAAGAUCCGCUUCAGAUAUCGUCCAGUAUUCCGCGCCCACUAAAGGAGCUUGCAGCUCGAAUCAAGUUUGACCUCGGCAUUUAUCAAACCUCCGCCGAGUAUAACCUCCCGUUGAUAUCUUCAUACGUGGGACCACUGACUCUCCACGUCGAUGCCGCGCAUUACAUCUCAGAUACUGAAGUCCGAAAGACGGAGAACCAUGGACGCGGACUCUUCGCCAAACGAGACUUCAAAAUUGGCGAAUUAGUUUCGGCUGAGAAGGCAUUCGUGCUGCCCGGGUAUUUUAUCCAAGAUCGAUCGUCUGAUUGUCUGAUCUAUAGUCUUGGGGAAGGCACAGCGAGUCCCCGACCUGGCGCAUUGUUAUUCAAAGAGUUGGUUCAGAAGCUUCGCUGGAACCCAAGUUUGCGGCGGGAUUACUUUGAACUGGACGACGGUGGGUACUGGAAGGAGUAUGGCUGGGAGGUUUCCGAGGGCGAGGAGAUACCUGUAGAUGUCUUCCGCGUUGAGAUCAUUCGGCAGCGUAAUUGCUUCUCUGUUCCCACUAGGUCUGUCGACAUGAUUUCCCAACCGCCAAAUUCAAACCCAGAGCUCCGGAACGGCUGCUGGUUGCAUGCCUCCUACGUCAACCACUCUUGUCUGCCCAACAGUGUCCGUACCUUCAUUGGAGAUAUCCAUUUCCUUCGCGCAACGAGAGAUAUUACCGCCGGUGAAGAAAUUACGCACCAGUAUGUAUCGCCGGAUAUCGAUAUCAUUGACCGCCAGGAGAGGUAUCGGGGAACGUGGGGAUUCGAGUGCGACUGUGGGCUGUGUAAGACUGAUGGCAGAAUCGAUGAGGCGAGCCGGAAAGAGCGGUCGCAGAAGUUCGAAGAUCUGAAGAACACAGUGAUGAAGCUGGGCGAGAGGGGGAUGACUAUUACCAGCAUCAAGAAGAUUGCAAGAGGGCUGAGAGAAAUCGAGGCAUUAUACUCACCGUCAGAUGCAGCAACAGAUGAGGGAGAUCUGUAUCGCCAGCUUCCCAGGCUCGCACUGGUUCAUCCAAGCCUUUACUUGACUGAAGCUUGGAAAGGUGUCAACAACGUAGACAAGACGAUCGAGUAUGCAAGGAAGUUGCUGAGGAACUUUGGCAUUCUUACCACGACGGAUAACGAUCGGUUCGAAGUCGUAAGCAACUCGGGUCUCAUCAAUAUCGAAGCUGUUCGAGCGCUCAGAUAUCUUGCCGAAGGAUACACAUCCAAGGGCGAAUCUCAGUUGGCCAAAGACUGCAUCGAAUUGGGGAAGCUUUGGUUCCUGAUAAUUACGGGGAGUGAGGUCGGAAUGGAGGAGUUUCUCAAGUUUUGA
Molecule: messenger RNA, 2226 nt
Organism: Aaosphaeria arxii CBS 175.79
Lineage: Eukaryota; Fungi; Ascomycota; Dothideomycetes; Pleosporales
Exons: 4
Coding region: 1-2226 (741 amino acids)
Molecular function (GO): protein binding
Source: RefSeq, a predicted model, not a curated record